CAGCAGCAGAUAUGCUAAGUCACAAAUACAUUUUUUUGUUUACCUUUAGCUGUAAUGCUAGCUAACUAAAUAAGAUAUGCCUACUUCUUCAAGAAAGACAGCAUGUAUUGCAUUGUUUUAUUCGAGAAGUAAAUUCAUGUGCGCCUUUGGAUAAGACGACGUAAUUGUGUUGCUGCUGUAUCGUCAAAAGCCAAGAUGAUCGAGGUGGUGGCCUCCAUGGCCCGAGGUCCCGUGUUUCUCGCCGGCGAGCUCAUGGAGUGUCUCAUAACAUUCACCAACCCGAUGUCUCACCUCUCCACAUCUGCCAGCAGUGAGAUGCUGGCAUGGGCCAGUGCUCAGAUCCACUGCCAGUUUCAUGCCAGUGAAAGCAGAGUGGCUCUACCGGCCCAGGGCAACAAACAGGAUGUCCAGGCUGAGAGCGACACUGUGCUUAUUCCAAGCAGAGGAGAGCGAGGGCAGUGUGUGCUGGACACACCACCUAAGAUAUUAUUUUGUGACCUGCGCCUGGACCCCGGGGAAAGCAAAACCUAUUCAUACAGUGAAAUCGUGCCCAUAGAUGGUCCUCCUAGUUUCCGAGGUCAGGCGGUGAAGUACGUCUACAAACUGACCAUCGGCUGCCAGAGAGUCAACUCUCCUAUCAAACUACUCCGAGUUCCCUUCAGAGUCCUGGUUCUGCAAGGAAUGCCAGAGCCUCCAUUUCCCCAGGAUGAGGAGGUUUCUCCCUCUAACCCGUUCCUGGAGGAAGAGGAAGCGAGCCGCAGGGAUGCUCGGCCUUUGGAGAGAGCACUGGACAUGCUGAUGGUCACCACCUCAAGACGCUGCCCCCACAUGUUUAAUAUCACCAAUGUGCGUGGGAAAGUAGCAAAGUUCUGCAUCUUCAAGACCGUUUACAGACUCGGGGAGGACAUCAUCGGCACAUUCAACUUCUCAGAGGGAGACAUUCCCUGCUUGCAGUAUUCAGUGAGUCUUCAGAAUGAGGAGGAGAUCCAGCAGCAGUACCAGCGGCGUCCCGGACAGGCUGUCAGUGUGACUGGACACGGACGACACCUGGAGUCGUGCCUCCACACCGCCUCCAGCCACUUCUCUCUCCCCAUCCCCCUCAACGUCACCCCGGGUUUCAGCACAGACAUAGUGAUCCUGAGGUGGCGCCUGCACUUUGAAUUCGUCACUGCCCGGGAGCCCAUGGAACCGCCCACAGUUCUGCAGAACCAGUCAGAGGUCACAGUUUGGGCUGGGGCGGAGCAUGUCGACGUGGAUACCUUCAGCUGGGAUCUGCCAAUCAAAGUCCUGCCCACUAAUCCGGCUUUGGCAUCCUACAUGUCCCACUUUACGGGGACCAACAGCAUUAAUAUUUGACUGUUGUGCCUGUGUAAGAUUGUGAACGUGAGGAAUCAGGAGGAGAGAGAGAGACUUCUUUCCAGAUAAGAGAUGUUAACACAGAGGUGCACAUUUCAGGAACAAAGGAGCGUUGUCUAUUGUAUAUUCAGAGCCAGUGAUGGAUUCCAUAUGUAAAGUAUGCAGCUGAUGUUUUGACUUUUUCAUAUUCAUUUUGCAGCGCAUCUAAAUGCAGCUCCCUUUUUGAAAGAUCUACAAACUAUGAGCUCCUGAAGUGAAACUAUCUCUGCGGUUACUGUGCGUUUAUGUAUUUGUGUAAUUUUUGACGCACACUUGUUCUCAUUUCAAACUGUUUAUUAUUCAAUAUAUUUUUUACUGUUUAACUGUUUUUCUUUCAGCUUGAGCAAAUGUUGUACUGAGAUGUAAAUACUACAAGAGAAAAAUGAAUUAAAAGUGUGAUUUAAAUUUGA
Molecule: messenger RNA, 1805 nt
Organism: Micropterus salmoides (largemouth bass)
Lineage: Eukaryota; Metazoa; Chordata; Actinopteri; Centrarchiformes; Centrarchidae
Gene: rgp1
Product: GP1 homolog, RAB6A GEF complex partner 1
Exons: 9
Coding region: 196-1356 (386 amino acids)
Biological process (GO): retrograde transport, endosome to Golgi
Cellular component (GO): Golgi membrane; Ric1-Rgp1 guanyl-nucleotide exchange factor complex
Source: RefSeq, a predicted model, not a curated record